Messenger RNA from Dreissena polymorpha, 2277 nucleotides. Its product is annotated as gamma-aminobutyric acid type B receptor subunit 2-like. The record is from RefSeq and is a predicted model, not a curated record. The coding region runs from base 1 to 2277 and encodes 758 amino acids. Lineage: Eukaryota; Metazoa; Mollusca; Bivalvia; Myida; Dreissenidae. The transcript has 16 exons. Gene Ontology annotation, molecular function: G protein-coupled GABA receptor activity. Gene Ontology annotation, biological process: gamma-aminobutyric acid signaling pathway; G protein-coupled receptor signaling pathway. Gene Ontology annotation, cellular component: membrane; G protein-coupled receptor heterodimeric complex.
AUGAUGUGUUCAAAGCCAGAAAGUAACAAAGGGCGUGUUGUUAUCGCUGGAUUGUUUCCAAUUUCGGAGUCUGUUCCCGAGGGGCUUAUUGGCCGUGGGGUGAAGCCCGCAGUGGAACUUGCUCUUCAUAUGAUCAACAAAGAGCACUCCGUCCUUCCGCAUCACACAUUAGAUAUCAUUGAUAGUGAUACCAAGUGUGAUAUGGCCGUGGCUACUAAGUUCUUUUUCGACAUGGUGGACAGCAACACCACGAUGGUUUUAUUGUUUGGUGAUGCGUGCUCAACUGUAUCGGGGCCAAUAGCAGAAAUAUCCAAAGAGUGGAACGUUUCUCUGUUGUCAUACGCUGACAUGGACCCGGCCCUCUCUGACAGAAAGAAGUAUCACAAUUUCUACAGAACUGUCCCCAGCGACAACGAUUUUAACCCUGCCCGCCUGGCUUUGCUGAAAACAUUUAAUUGGACAACUGUGGGGACCAUAUUUCAAAGCGUUUCCAAAGGAACUGCCAGAUAUGAUGACGUGUUCUCUGUUGCCAUGUUUUUAUUGCUAGUAAUUGUUGCUAGUAAAAUUUGCUUUCAGAGAAAUGAUGUGCGGAUUAUUAUUGGAAACUUUGAUGAAAAGAUGGCUAGACGCGUCUUUUGUCAGGCCUACUCAAAUCAAAUGUAUGGUGCCAAAUACCAGUGGAUUAUUGUCGGGGGCUACCCACAAGACUGGUGGAUGGCUGAGGAUGCGCAAUUCAACUUAACCUGUUCUGCAGCACAACUGAACGACUCAAUUCAGGGUUACAUCUCCACGGAUGUCCUUCCACUUAGUACUAGCACUAGAAAGACAGAGUCGGGUCUAACUUCAUCAGAAUACUUUAAAGAAUAUCAGAAGUACCUGCUGCAACACGGCAGUCCAUACAGCAAGUACCACGGGUACGCAUUUGACGGAGUCUGGGUCAUUGCCAAGGCUGUAGAUGCAGUCAUUAGGAAGGCAGUAGGGAAUGGAUUGCCGCCUACACUUACCAAUAAUCUCUUCCGAGGCGACCACCUUGCAAUUGCUCUAAAUAGCACGGAUUUUAGAGGUGUUACGGGACGUAUCCGCUUCAACGGCGGUGACAGGGUGGGAUCUAUUUUAGUGGAACAGUACCAAGGAGAUUAUAUGGUAAAGAUAUACGAAUACCAUCGUAUAACUGAUGUUUUGACUUAUAAAUGCCAAGAUUGUAGACCUCUUAUUUUCCAAGGCAGAGGUCCGCCUAUCGAUCGGAAGCAUGUACGCGAGGAGUUCCGACGGAUUCCACAGGGAAUAUACUACGGCAUGUGUACCCUGUCCGGACUGGGCAUCAUCAUGUCCAUCUUUUUCCUAGCCGUUAAUAUCUGGUUCCGCGAACACAGGUACAUAAAGAUGUCUUCCCCAAACCUUAACAACAUUAUCAUUGUGGGAUGUAUCAUGACCUACCUCAGCGUCUUCUUACUUGGAACGGACGGAGGUGUCAUUGACAUUCAUUAUCUUGGCUACAUGUGUACAUCUCGUGCCUGGGUGCUUUCCAUUGGUUUCACUUUAGCUUUCGGAGCAAUGUUCUCCAAGACAUGGCGAGUUCAUUCCAUAUUUACAAAUAUUAAACUUCAUAAAAAGGUUAUCAAAGAUUACAAAUUGAUUAUGGUUGUGACCAUAUUAUUGUUUCUUGACGCUGCAAUCCUUGUGUCUUGGCAAAUCAUAGAUCCUCUUCGUACAUCCGUCAAACAUCUAGCCGUCCUGGUUGAAGGCGAUUUGGAUAUCAUACCAAUCGUUGAAUAUUGUAGCAGUGAACGAAUGACCAUAUGGCUUGUGCUCAUAUAUGCGUACAAGGGAUUGCUUUUGGUGUUCGGUUGUUUCCUCGCUUGGGAGACGCGUCAGGUGACCAUUCCGGCACUGAACGACUCCAAGUACAUCGGCAUGAGCGUCUAUAAUGUGGUAAUCACAUGCGUUUGCGGUGCCGCCGUGUCCUUUCUCAUCAAUGACCAGCCAACAUCCUCUCUCGUUAUCAUCGGUCUCUUCAUUAUCUUCAGUACAACCGUCACAUUGUGUCUUGUCUUUGUCCCAAAGAUUGUUGAACUGCAACGCGACCCAACCGGGGAGGAAAGGCGAAUUCGUGCCAAGCUUCAGAAGCCAAAGAAACAAACGAGCAGUGAUGAUGCGACUAUAGAUCUGCAUCGGCGCAACGAGGAGCUGCAGGAAGAGAACAUCAAAUUCAGAGCAAUUAUUGCUGAUUACCAUCAUAAGCGUCAAAAUCAUUACUAUCGUCAGUCAAUUGGUUGA